This is a messenger RNA of Pararge aegeria (speckled wood butterfly), 2499 nucleotides long. RefSeq names its product mitogen-activated protein kinase 15 (gene Erk7). Gene Ontology annotation, molecular function: ATP binding; MAP kinase activity. Gene Ontology annotation, cellular component: nucleus; cytoplasm. Bases 89 to 1708 code for a protein of 539 amino acids. NCBI's taxonomy places the organism in Eukaryota, Metazoa, Arthropoda, Insecta, Lepidoptera, Nymphalidae. The record is from RefSeq and is a predicted model, not a curated record. The transcript is spliced from 8 exons. Gene Ontology annotation, biological process: protein phosphorylation; intracellular signal transduction.
AUUUCUAUAAUGAAAAUAUUUUAAAAAUGAUUUAUAGGACCAAUAUUUGCUUCACGUAGACGAGUUUUAGUCAUAAGGCGGUUUAAAAAUGAAUCACAACGUUGCUAACGUAAAACGGGAUGAAAAGAAGAAGGAUGUAUCGAAAGUAUCGAAAAAAAGUCCGGAAAAAAAUAUGUCUGAAAUCGACGAACAUAUACUAAAAAGGUUUGAUAUAAAAAAGAGACUGGGCAAAGGUGCGUAUGGCAUCGUCUGGAAGGCAGUAGACAAGAAAAGCAAGGACGUUGUGGCCAUAAAGAAGAUUUUUGAUGCGUUUAGAAACCAGACGGACGCUCAACGAACUUUCCGAGAGAUCAUCUUCUUGCAGUCGUUCAGAAAUCAUCCUAAUAUCGUUAAAUUGCAUAGCAUACACAGAGCCCUGAACAACCGCGACAUAUACCUCGGCUUCGAAUACAUGGAGACUGACCUUCACAACGUGAUCAAACGUGGAAAUAUCCUCAAAGACAUACACAAGCGUUACAUUAUGUACCAAAUGCUGAAGGCGACAAAGUACAUACACUCGGGGAAUGUUAUACAUAGGGACCAAAAGCCGAGUAACGUUCUAAUUGACAGUGCUUGUAGGGUUAAGAUAGCUGACUUCGGUCUAGCUCGCUCAGUGUCUUCUAUGUAUUCGGGCGGCGAGGACGGAGCUGAUCCUUGCCUGACUGACUACGUGGCGACGCGGUGGUACCGAGCCCCUGAAAUACUCAUUGCCAGCAAGAGCUACACAAAGGGCAUCGACAUGUGGUCUCUUGGGUGCAUUUUAGGAGAGAUGCUGGUUGGUAAGCCCUUAUUUCCGGGCUCUUCUACAGUCAACCAGAUCGAGAGAAUCAUGGCUUCUCUACCGCGCCCAUCUUCUGAAGACAUUGCAGCAGUCUGCAGCGGUUACGGUUCAUCUCUCAUCAGAGAGCAAGCUGCGACUAAUGGUGGGGGAGCAUCGCUCAACGCUCUGCUGUCCUGUGCCCCGCGAGAUGCUGCAGACCUGGUCCACCAGCUCCUUGUGUUCAAUCCAGCUAAAAGGCUCAGCGCUGAACGGGCUUUACACCAUGAAUAUGUUGCCAAAUUCCACCGUGAAAAAGACGAGCCAAUCUUACCGUCGGACGUCUUACUACCAUUACGGGACGAUAAGCAGAUGUCAGUAGACGAUUACAGGAACAAACUAUACAGCAUCAUGGCCAAGGGUUUCCAGAACCACACCAGUCAAUUGAGAAAAACACAUUCCAGCAAAUCCCAAACUCUCGCGGCGACCACCAAAAGCAAGAGUUUCCAAGAAGCCUCAGACCUGACCAAAUCUUACGCGAAAUUAAAACAUUCGAGCGUUUCAGCCGACCAAAAAAUAAGACCAAAGCCUAAACCUGUCGAUAAACCACUCAAAGAGUUCCGCUCCGACCAAUCCAUUGGAAAACCUCUUAAAGCUACUAAACUAUUUGAAAACCGGGGCCAUCAUGAAUGGAUGGAGAACUGCCAUGGCGAUUAUUUUCAACCAGUAAACAGACAAAGUCCUUCGGACGCUGGGUACAUGAGUGGGGGUAAGAAAAUUGUUCAGCAAAGGAGGAAUUCCACAUCCUUCUCUACUAUAACCAUUGGAGGUGAUGGCUACGGAUUUGGAAACCAGAAACAUGGCGUCAUCACAGCUAGUGCGCUUAUGGAUUUAAGAACGAGUAUUCGGUGAAAAGGAAGAAUUAGAGGCAGAAUCUCUUAGUUUAAGUGCGGAUAACUUCUUUUAUAAUGAAUUGGUUUUUUAUGAGUCUUUUUAAAUUGAUAUAGAAUAUACAAGUUUUAAUAUGCUUUCUGAGGUAACGACAUGCAUUUGUAGUUAUGAGCAUUUAUACUUUUCCAAGCGAUAUAGACAUAAUGCUUUGACGAGGUCCUCGAGGCCUUUAAAAAACCUCACAAAAUUUGACGUAUUUACGUUACCUUAAUUGACAGACCGGAAAGAAUUAGUAUAAUAUUUCUCAUCGUCGGUAGCAGGGUGAGAAACCUUAUAUUUUAUUCCGAUCUGUCCGAUCCAAAAGAGUGGGGGACAGACCGAAAAUAAUUAGUUUCAUCUGUACUUUAGUCGAGUCUACGGAUACAGAUUCAACUUUUUAUUUCCACUGAGGGGGUACAGAUUGGAAUAAUCCAUACGACACUGAUCUUUGUAAAACAAUGUAAUUCGCAAAUGCCAAAUUGACGUUGGUUCAAGGUCAUCGUCUCCCGAUGGUUUUAGGUUUAAAUGACUAAUGACGCGUAGUCUUUUCUCUUCUUUUAAAUCUCCACCGGAUUACGUUACAAGGUUGACCUCAAGUGUGACUUCUGUAGUAAGCCUACACGGUGGCUUUUUCUUUUUCUUUUUUAUGGAAUGACCGAUGAGACGUUAAGUACAAGCACUAGCCGCUUUACUGCACCACGUUGCUCGCAUUUGAUGUAACAUUUCUUCUUUUUAUCUAUUUUCCUAAAGGAUCAUAGAUACAUUAUGCAAUA